AUGGAGGUGCAGCUGGGCUUAGGGAGGGUCUACCCCCGGCCCCCGGCCAAAACCUUUCGGGGAGCGUUCCAGAACCUGUUCCAGAGCGUGCGCGAAGUGAUCCAGAACCCGGGCGCUCGGCACCCCAGUGCACCCGCGGGCGCAGCACCCCCCGGCGCCCGUCUCCUGCAGCAGCAGCAGCAGCAGCAGCAGCACCACCACCACCACCACCAGCACCAGCACCACCAGCAGCAGCAGGCGCCCCAACAGCCUCAGCAACAGCAAACCAGCCCCCGGCAGCCGCAGCCACCAGCCCAGCAGCAGGCGCCCGACGAUGGCUCGCCCCCUACCCCGAGCCGAGGCCCGGCCGGCUACCUGGCUCUGGAGGAGGACUCUCAGUCUCAGCCUUCCCAGCCACCGCCUUCGGCCGAGAGCCGCUCGGAGAACGGCUGCGUCCCGGAGCCCGGACCGACUGCGGCCGGCGGCAAGGGGCUGCAGCAGCCGGUGGCGGUGGCGGCGGCAGCGCCAGACGACGAUGACUCAGCUGCCCCGUCCACUUUGUCCCUGCUGGGCCCCAGCUUUCCGGGCUUGAGCAGCUGCUCCACCGACCUGAAGGACAUUCUGGCCGAGGCCGGUACCAUGCAGCUCCUGCAGCGGCAGCAGGAGGCAGCGGCGGUGGCUGAUGCAGGCAGCGGCAGCCGGGCGCGGGAAGGAGCCGGGGGCUCCGCUUCCUCCAAAGACAACUACCUGGGGGGCACCUCGACCAUCUCGGACAGUGCCAAGGAGCUGUGCAAGGCCGUGUCCGUGUCCAUGGGCUUAGGCGUGGAAGCUCUCGAGCACCUGAGCCCUAGCGAGCAGCUGCGCGGGGACUGCAUGUACGCCCAGCUGCUGGGGGGCCCGUCGGCGUCGCGCCCCGCGCCUCCCUGCGCCCCCCUGGCCGACUGCAAGGGCUCGCUGCUGGACGACGGCUCGGCCAAGGGCGCCGAAGAAGCCGCCGACUACCCUGCCUUCAAGGGCAGCUACGCCAAGGCACUGGACGGUGAGAGCCUGGGCUGCUGCGGGGGCAGCGGCGGCGGUGGUGGCGGCGGCGGCGGCGGCAGCGGUGAGGCUGCAGGCGCCGGUCCGCUUGACAUGCCGUCCACUCUGACCCUCUACAAAGCCGGCUCCUUCGACGAAGCGACCACCUACCAGAGCCGCGAUUACUACAACUUUCAGCUGACCCUGGCCGGGCCGCCCCCUCCCCCGCCUGCACACCACCCGCACGCCCGCAUCAAGUUGGAGAACCCGCUGGAUUACGGUAGCGCUUGGGCCGCUGCCGCCGCUCAGUGCCGCUACGGGGACCUGGCCAGCCUGGCCCACAGUGGGGGCGCCGCGGCGGCCGCGGCUGCCGCCUCUGUGGGCCCAGGUUCGGGCUCGCAGUCUGCGGCUGCCUCGUCUUCCUCCUCCUCCUCGUCCUCUUCCUCCUCCUGGCAUACUCUGUUCGCCUCCGAGGAGGGCCAGCUCUAUGGGCCGUGCGGUGGCGCCGCCGCAGCCAGCGAGGCAGCUCCCGUAGCCCCCUAUGGCUACCGGGCAGCUCAGGGGCUGGCGGGCCAGGAGACCGACUUCCCUCCUCCCGAGGUGUGGUACCCCGGCGGCGUGGUGAGCAGGGUGCCCUAUGCAGCCCCGGGCUGUGUCAAGAGCGAGCUGGGUCCUUGGAUGGAGGGCUACUCGGGGGCCUACGGAGACAUGCGGUAA
Messenger RNA from Vombatus ursinus (common wombat), 1713 nucleotides. Its product is annotated as androgen receptor-like. The transcript has a single exon. Gene Ontology annotation, molecular function: DNA binding; nuclear receptor activity; steroid binding. Gene Ontology annotation, cellular component: nucleus. Lineage: Eukaryota; Metazoa; Chordata; Mammalia; Diprotodontia; Vombatidae. The record is from RefSeq and is a predicted model, not a curated record. Gene Ontology annotation, biological process: androgen receptor signaling pathway; regulation of DNA-templated transcription. The coding region runs from base 1 to 1713 and encodes 570 amino acids.